UAUGUAGUAUUCUUCCAGAAAAUUGGAUAUUAACAAUGAAUGUCAACCUAUUUUUCUGGUGGCGAAUGAUUUUAAAAUUAACCAUUCAGUAUCCCUCUGCAGUGACAUGAAUUUAAUCUAUUAACAUGUCAAAAAGUAGAAUCUGUGUUGUGAUUACAUGUACCCAAUAAACAUAAGUCUCCUAAGCAAUAUGCAUCAUUUCGUUUUGCUGUACUAUUCGUUUCGUACUGAUUCUGAUUUGUAUCUUGUACAGGUAGCUAUAUAGACAAGAUUAAUAACCCUAGUGUUUUGGCUGUGCUCAACCUAAACAAUCAAGGAUUUAAACCAUUCAGUUAUAUUGUUGAUGAAGAACUAUUAACCGUACACACUGAUUUAAUUGCAAAUAAAGACUCUUUUGCAGUCCAAGAGAAUGAUGAAGCUGAAAGGGAAAAAAGUGCAUUGCAAUCUUUAUAAAAAUUAAAAACACGUUAAAGAUAAUAUAAAAAGCAAGUACCAUAUCAGCACUUUCAUUCUAUGAGCGCUAAAAAUAUUGAGUUGUGUUGCUGUACUAUUCUUUUCGUAAUGAUUCUUUUUUUAUUUUUUUAUUUUAAAUUAAUUUUAUGUUUUAAUUCGUCUUGAAUAAUUUUAUUGUUGAAGAAGUCAAAGCUCAUUGAAAAAGAAUACGCUUUCUUAUGUAUCGUGUAUAAAUAUAAUAUAAAUAUCUAUUAUAUCUACAAUUUGUAUCAGCUGCUUUUUUAUCGAUGUUGUUUUUAGAAGGAAAUGCUGGCUUAAAAAAAAUUGAUGGGGAUUUUUAAUGCGUGUGGAUAAUAUUGCAAUUUUAGAUUAAAAAUGACUUGUCCUUCAUAUAAUGAUGAAAUUGACAUUAACUUAUAUUUCCACUCAAUUAUCGUUGUAUAUUCAAUAAUAACUUCUGUGUUGGUAACAAUACUUAAUUCAAUAUACCUCAUUUCUGUUAUCAAGUAUACGCGGCAUUACUUUCCAAGCGAAAUUAUGUACACAUUCUUGUCAACCAGUGAUCUAUUACUUGGUCUGGUAUGGACACCAGCUUGGUGUACAAUGUGGAUAUUGUCAAUGUCCCAAUCAAAAUUAGAUUGUCUUCUUUGGAAAGUCUUAAUAACUGGAGGAAAUAUUUUAGCUGGAUGGUCACUGUUCAAAAUAGGUUGCAUUACUGUUGAUAUAUAUAUGUCAAUUAUCCAUCCGUUCUUUUAUGACAGGCAUGUUACCAAUAGAAGAGCGUUUAUUCUCGUUGCUGGACUAUGGAUGUUUACAAUUACAUUGGUUACUCCAUUCGCUGCACUGAACAAAGACUAUUGGAGCAUAUUUGAGCACAUAGCUGGCACGAUUGGGCUUUCUUCAUGUGUUAUAAUAUCAUUAAUGCAUAUUAAGAUAUAUUUUCAGAUAAAAGGAAUGUGCAAAAACGUAACCAGUAGUAGUUCCAACCAGAUAGAUAUUUUAAAAACGAAGAAAAAGUCAGCUAAAACUGGAUUGAAAAUUUUAGUCACAUUUAUUUUAUGUUACUUACCAAUGAGCGUCUGCGUUAUUUGCCGUAACUUGAUAGUUCAAAAAACGUUUUUAGCAACGUAUGCAGAACCUAUUACAAUUUGCAUUUUCUUUUUAAAUCCACUGUUGGAUCCUUUUCUGUACUAUUUCAGACUUUCAAGAAUUCGAACAAAAAUAAGUCGACUUUUUAACAGAGCUGUAGUCCACCCAACUACUUGUGACGGACUACGGAAGUCAAAAACAGCAAGUCUCACUGUUUGCUCAUGAGAUGUGCUAUUCCCUUCUAGCCACAUGUGGAAGAACGCUGUUUUAUUGCAUGAAAAUGAUGAUAAUGAACGACCUUAAAAGCAUUUAUGAUCAAAGGAUGAGCAAGAAAGCUUUCAGGUUAAUCAUUACCCGAUUGAUACAAAAAACUUGUUGGUAUAAAAAAAUCCGAUGGUUUGUUUAACCAUUGUUGAAAUGCUAAAUUAAAGUGGAACACAAGCUUUUCGUUUCAAUUCACAUGAAAAAUGAUUGGAAUUUGUUUUGUGUGCCUACAGAGUUUGAAACUGAACGAUCUUGUAGGUAAAUUUCAUAUUUGUGACAUAUGUCUCAUUACUACAGCUUAAAUAGGUAUUAUGUGAUGUAUAAAGUCAAUGUAAAGAAUGUAAAACAAAUGUUCAUAUGUUAUCACAUUUUACUUUGGCCUGAGGUUCUCUUCCACACUUUUAGCUUUCAGUUUUCUUAUUUUGACAAUAAUUUAUUUUACACUCUUACAUCCUGCAUACUUUAAAAAUAAUAAAAAUUGAUUUUUUCUUCAUGAAGUUAAUACAGUUUAGUAUUAGGGUUCUGGUGUAGUUUUGCACCAAUUUCUAUUAAACAUUAAUUUUAAUGUUAUGAAAUUCCCACAACAGUAAGGCAUCAUCAACAUCAAAACAUUUAACAUGUCUGUAUAUUAUUUACCCUCGCAAGUCCCUGUCAACUAUGUUUGAAAAAUAUUUUAAUACUGUAAAAUCUUUAGGAAAGUUUUAGUAACUAUAGGCCAAUUCUGAAGAUUUUCAUAUAAAAAGCAACACACAUACAAAUCCUACUCAUAUGCAUAAGUUAACAUGACAUUUUGAUUAGUUUACAGUCUGUAACAGAACGUCCUUUAACAUGCAAUUCUUGUUUCGAUCUGUAUUGUUUUAUGUGAAAAUCAUUUCUAUGAUUUACUUGAAUAUUCACAAGUUAUCUUGAUUAAUUUUUUUCACCAAUUUUGUGGAUUAUACCAGAUCCAUUGUUUACAGUUUUCCAAUAUAUAUGAUAAGGAUUCAGAACAAAUCUUCUGUAAUUGAUGGUGAUUUUCGUUGUCAGAAGAAUAUUCAUCAUAGAUUCCAGGGUGACAUCAAAAUAUCUUAUCCUAAAACAAAAUUAUAUACUUUGUAUUGCUCAACAAGAUGAGAAUAAGAAAUAUUAUAAAACAAACUUGGACUAUUCUUAGAUUAGGUAUUGCUUCAUUAUUAUUUUUUUAGCAAUUUUAUUACAAAUAAAAGUAACAUGGGGAAGUUAAAGAGAUCUUCUCACGUUCCUAAAUGUUUUAAAAUGAGCAGUGGGGUGUUGUAUAUAAAAUGCACUGUUUAAAAGUUCCCACAAAGUCAAAGUUCUUAGGGACAAUCACAAUAAAAAAGUAUAUGCUAAACGCAUAAAUUUGGCGGUGGGACGAGGUUUUGAUGUUUAAGUAUAUCUCAUACUGUAUACAUCGAUUUCUUAGAGAACAGAAAGUUUUUUGAAAUUGUAAUGUGUACCUGCUUAACAGGGACACAUUAUCUCGUUUAGCAUUGGGCUUUUAUAAACAAACAACACUUUUGAUCGAGGUCAAGUGAAAAAACUUUUGUUUUGAUAAGAAAAAGAUUUUAAUCACAUGUUUUGUAAGAACAUCUGGUGGUUUACUACUUUUAAGAAUAGGUCUUGACACAAAAGUGCCUAAAAUUCAGGAGCAGCUAAAACUAUAAUAUUUCAAGUAUUACUUACUUUAAAGCAAUGAAUUUAUUGUCUCUUGCAGAGGCAGAUAAAGGUUUGGUUUGAGACAACAACAUGGCACACGUGGCGAAAAUAUUUCCCUCCAGCAUUUCCAAUCCUUUCAAUAUCUGAAAGGGUUUCCAAAUUCAAAGCUUCUUCAUUUAACUUAGGUAGCAUACAAUUGCUUUGAUAUUCUAGCCAUUUGAAGUGCUCCCUGCAAUUGGACCUGACCCAGGUAAACCAUGUUGAAAAAGAAACAUCCACUUGUCCAUGUAACCAUACCCGUGGUCGUUUUAGGCGUUUUUUCUUCACAUUCAAGAAUUUCAUUCAUUGGAACUUGAAAACCCGCGGACGUUUUAGGCGUUUUUUCUUCCAUCUGUGAUUUUCAUUUAUUCGGAACUUUAAAACCCGCGGACGUUUUAGGCGAAUCGACAUUUUGCCUAAGAUCGCCCCGGGUUUGCUUAUUUGAGUAAAAUAUAAAAAAUCGAUAAAACGCCGCAUCAUCAUGAAGUCGAAAUCGGCGGAUGCCAAAAAUAAAUUUAUAAAAAUAAUUUAGUUUUUUUAUAGAUUGUUCUAUCUAUAGAUUUUUUCUCUAGUAGGUCACCAAAUUAGGCUUAAGCAAUUGCCUAGGCUGCCUAACCCUAGAUCCGCCCCUGGUCUGUGUGUGUUCCAACAGUUCCGCCACAUAUUCCUACCAACAUGAAUUUAGUAAUAAUCUUCCGAUAUUACUCUGUUCCAUCGGGUAUAAGGGUGAAACGAUUGGAAAUGGUUCGCGAGUGAAUUGAUUUAGAACCUUGGCGUAAUGACUGUGUUAAAUGAGACCUUUCCACUGCGAGAAAUAUAUUCAACCAAACUUGAAUUAAUUGUUUAAAUUGGAGAGCGGGAUCGGGCACUGUGUAGCCUUUUCUUCAAAAAUUAAGAUAAACAGUCAUUUUUCGCUGCGCGUUGAUGAAGAUGAAUAAGUAAUUUCACUAUGGUACCUUUCCUUGCUAUACCGCCAUAACUCUGAUAAAUGAAGGCUUUUCACUGCGAGAAAUAAUAUUCUUUCUAAUUUGGAAUGACUGCUUGAAAUCCGCCACCAGAUUGAGCGCUGUGCUAGCGAUGUAUUAAAAAAUGAAGAUGAAUAAGUACUUUUCACAAUGGUACCAAUCCUAGCCUUUAACGUGCGCCGAAGAAUAGGAGACAGUUUUAAAAACUACAUUU
Molecule: messenger RNA, 4680 nt
Organism: Hydractinia symbiolongicarpus
Lineage: Eukaryota; Metazoa; Cnidaria; Hydrozoa; Anthoathecata; Hydractiniidae
Product: lysophosphatidic acid receptor 4-like
Exons: 1
Coding region: 829-1767 (312 amino acids)
Biological process (GO): G protein-coupled receptor signaling pathway
Cellular component (GO): membrane
Molecular function (GO): G protein-coupled receptor activity
Source: RefSeq, a predicted model, not a curated record